AUGGAUAUUUCUUAUUAUUCGUACUUUAUCAAAGUAAGUUGUGCUUUUGUGAUGAUUUUUGUAUGCGCAACUUCAUCCCAAAAUACUAGAUGUCCGUUUGAGUAUUUGUACCAUUUUGGAGAUGGAGUAACUGACGUGGGCAACUCCAUUCUAGUUCUCCCAUGGGGGCCUUCACUUCCGGCUGCACGUUCGCCUUAUGGUCGAACCUUUCCCGGUUGGCCAACUGGUCGCUGGGGUGAUGGUCUUAUUGAUUUUGAUUAUGCAGCUGCUGAGUUUGGAUUUCCACAUAUAACUCCCUCUUUGUCGAGCAAUGCUAGCUCUAGCAACGGAGUCAUAUUCUCAGUAGCAAGAAGUCCAGUUCUCGACCACACGUUUUUCAAAUCCAGAGGCGUCAAAAUUCCACCGUAUGCGGUUCCUCUUAGCGUUCAACUAAGUUGGUUUAAAGCACACCUAAAAUCCGUUUGCACAUCGCCAACAGACUGUGCAAAUAGAUUGGGAAAUUCUCUAAUACUGCUGGGGGAUAUUGAAGCCAAUGACGUGGGCUACUCACUGAUUCAGGGCAAAUCAAUUAGAGAAGUACGGACUUAUGUGUCUUAUAUAACAGAAGCUCAAAUAAGUGCAACAAGACUAACGAUUAUUAGUUAUGUUAUUACAGGCCCGUUUGGAAACACAACACUGCAAGCUUGUUGUGGAAUUGGAGGAAAAUACAACUACAAUAGCAGGCGGUUUUGUGGGAGUCGCGGUGUGCCUGUUUGCUCCAAUCCAAACAAUUACAUAUUCUGGGAUGGUUUGCAUAUGACGCAAGAAGCCUCGCUUCGAAUCGUCAGGAUUCUCAUUCAGCCCGCACUUUCUACGCUAAACUGUGCAACAUAA
Striga asiatica is the source of this 873-nucleotide messenger RNA. Lineage: Eukaryota; Viridiplantae; Streptophyta; Magnoliopsida; Lamiales; Orobanchaceae. The record is from the annotation of a GenBank genome assembly.